Cuscuta campestris is the source of this 2194-nucleotide messenger RNA. Lineage: Eukaryota; Viridiplantae; Streptophyta; Magnoliopsida; Solanales; Convolvulaceae. The record is from the annotation of a GenBank genome assembly.
GGUCAAUGGUGGUUUGUGAAGGAAUUGAAACUUUUACCAAGUAUUGAGGUAAAAUGUCUUUGCCCUGCAGGUAGCUUGCUGUUGAUGUCCGGAGUUCAAGAAUAUGAUGUGGUGUACUCCCCUCCCCCGUUCCGUUUCCUAUUCAGGUGACAUGGCCCCCACAAUCUCUCCAUUCGAUUCUUAAAACAUCAACGGGCGGAGGGAGAAUUUAAUUUGGUUUUAGUAUUAUAUAUGCAGAAUAAUGAGCGGGGAAUCCCCCCUUAUAUUAUAAGGCCCAACAAAGUUUCCUUCAGUCCUUUUUCCGUCAAUGUUCCGUCAAAUUGCUACGUUCCGUCUUCUAAAUUUCACAGCACCGCCAGAUUAUCUUUCCCGACGUCUGUUCUCCGCCUCUACUAUUUGUCCUCACCUUCUCGCAAUUUCUACACCAUCACCGACCCACGACCUCUUCAACCGCCACACCACACCGUCUUCCUCACCUAAUAAUGAGUGAAGAAAUUAUUGGACUAUUGUUCCUGCAAGAAAUCUUUUCCACUAUCCAGGUUUUAAAAAAGGAGCAUAGACGACGCUUACGUACUUUCCGCAGCUCCGCUACACCCAUGGUGAUCAGUCCCCAGAAGUUACCAAGUGCUUAGGCACCAUUUGGACAGGGAAAGACCGUUACAUCUGGAUCGACUUAGGGGUUGGCCCAGUGGAGUAUGGUCCAGCACUCUAUGGCAAUGGUCUUAUGCCUAGGGGCGAGUUUCAUCCACUGGCGUCUAUCCACGGCUGACCCAAGUCUCAAAAGUCUAUGCUUUCUGACUUGGCUUCACUGGUUUGGAGUGCUUACCAGGUACUUGCUGUUCCUUCUUUGAGGAUUCCUGUCCCUUUUGAGGAUUCCUUGAUUGUUCAGUUCAUACACAUAAAUGGUUCACCCAAAAACAAAGAUAGCACUGGAUUGGAUUGGAAGUCAAUAGAGAAGACCUUUGUGGAUGAAGCUAUUGAUAAAGGGUUGUUGUUGGGCAAUCAAUCUUUAAGCUUUAAGAAGUAUGAGGUGAAUUUAACCGAGUGCUUAAUUUGUUCUUUUGCCAUUACAAGGGCAACUACUUCUUACACUUCUAGGUAUUUCUUUGAGAACUACACCCUGAUUGUUAGUGAGUAUCUGGACUAAAAACGCUUACACCAGACUUUGUCAGAAUCCACGGACGAGUUCAGGCGGGUGGUGAAGCUUCCUUUGGAUGAAGGUUUUGGGAGGGUUGUCCCAGUCUAUGUUUUUGAUUUGGAUGUCAGCAUGAUUUCGUUGCUCGACCGUUACCAUCAGGCUGUGGCAUUCAAAGAUAUGGUUAUUGCGGUUAGGAUGAAAAGUACCCAGGCUGUCAGCGACUAUAGUUGUAAUGGACGCCAUGUUUUUUCCCAGACUCGUGAGUUGGAGAGGCCUCUUGUUGGUUCUAUUUUACAGAGUAUGUGGGGAGUCUCCCCAAAACAUUUGCUGUGGGGCCCUAAGCACAACAGCACUUUUGUGGACGAUACGUGGAGCGUCGGAAACACACCAUUUCGUCCGUUUUCAGAUAUUUCGUCUCUGUCUUUCGUGCAGAAGGAUGCUGCCAGAAGGAAUGUUCUCUUGACAAACCUCAACAGUAGUCUCACGAGUGCCAUUGAUGUAGUUGAAUCCAUUGCUGCGAGCUUCUUGAGCUUGUCCAACGGUGGAAUUUGUUCAAAUACAAGCUGGAUAAGGCAGUUUCUGCUUUGUCACAUUUUGAUUUCGAGAUGGCAUUGUACUAUCUCAGGUCAUCAGAUCAUUAUCUGUAUGCUGCUCACUCUCUUGUUUACCGCGCUUCACAAGUUUUGGAGGCAUCCCUUGUUUGCUGGUAUUUUCAUUGGUCUUCUCUAUAUCUUUGCAAAGAGAGAAAAGUUAUUUUGGAACAAGAGAAAACAGUUCUGAAAGCAUCCAUUUUGAUCAUUUGAAGUCGUACAGCAGAACAUGUAAUGAAAUAUUUAAACUUCAGAGGUCCGAGAGAGACACCUUGGUUUUCAAUAGCACUUUUAUAUGUUCAUAUAUGAGUUUAUUUGAUCUUAUUUAGUCUCUUUUCCUCUCUCUAUUAUUUUACUGCUAUUAGUUCACUAUUUCCCCCUUUUGUUGGGCACCAUUGGCACAAAGUGCCAUCUUAGCUAGUAUUUAUUAUAGACUUGUUGCUUGUAACAAAAAGCUUGUGGGAUG